AUACAAACUAUCAAUUGUAACUUUUGCAAAAAAAAAAAAAACAAUUUUAAAGUUUUUGUAAAUUUCUAUUAAAACGACAUUCUUCUUCUAAAGCUCAACUUGCUUAUCCAUAAGUAUUGUUAUUAAUGACAAGAAAAGAAAGUAGCGUUUACGUUCUUGAUAUUUUAGCCGAUUUAACAUGUGGUUGGAUUUCCGGUUGUGGGGGCGUUUUGGUGAGUCAUCCAUUGGAUACAGUAAAGGCUCGACUACAAACUCAAGGAGUUAAUCCAAAUGGAAACAUAUAUGGUGGAACAUGGGAUUGUUUUACUAAAACUCUACGUCAAGAGAAGUUUUCUGGAUUGUUCAAAGGUAUGUCGUCACCUCUAAUUGGAACAGCAUUCUGGAAUGCUGUUGUGUUUAGUUCCUAUGGUUAUAGCAUUCGUUUUUUGGCUGGCGACAAUAUUGGUGAUCGUCAUUUGACAAAAAAUGUUUUUCUCGCAGGAAUGAUAACCGGGGCAAUACAGACAGUUGUCAUAUGUCCUCUGGAACUUACUAAAACUCGAUUACAAAUUCAAUCUUGUCCAAAAUCAACUUUAUAUAAUGGAUUGCAAGACUGCAUCAUAAAAAUAAUAAAAAAAGAUGGUUUAAAAGGAUUAUUUAAAGGAUUUUGGGCAACGUUUUAUCGUGACAUAAUCGGUUUUCCCGCGUAUUUUUGCUGCUUUGAAGGUUUUUGUUGUCUUAUUUCUAACGAAGGACACCCAUAUGAGGACCUUGGACCAUCACCACUUGCUUUAUCUGGCGGAUGUGCUGGUGCUUUUUCAUGGGCAGUAGUAUUUCCUAUUGAUGUUAUUAAAAGUAGAAUUCAAGCUGAUCACCGAAAUAAUUUUUCUGGAUUUUGGGAUUGUUUGCGCAAGUCAUAUAGCAACGAAGGUGGAAAAAUAUUUAUACAUGGAUUAUUUCCUACAGUAUUAAGAGGAUUUCCUAUGAAUGCUGCUAUAUUUAGUAUAUAUACACUUUUGAUGCGAUCUUAUCGGAGUGUCGAAAGUAGUAACUUUUACGAAAAUAGAUAAAAAAUUUAUUUCAGGUUUAACUAUUAAUGCUUUAUUUUAAGAAUGUUUUUACCCAAAUUCAUUUUUAAAAUUAUAAUAAAUUAGAAAUAAGCUCUUGAAGACUUGAUAAUUUUGGAAACAUAUAAAAAUAUUUUGUUUUAAAGUUUUAUUUUUUUUUUGAAACAUUUUUAUAACCUAUAAAUAUUAUAAAUAACAUUUAAACAGGAAACAUUUCAUAAAUUUUCACAAAACUAACAAUUAAACAUAAUAGAUAAUAUGAUAGAUAACUUUUAAACAUGAUGGUGUUUCACAAAUUUUUCCUUAAAAAACUUUUUUAAUUUUCACAUAUUUAAUAGUAAAUGGUAUGUUUGUGAACUCGAAGUCAGAAAUGUUUUCACGGUCAACACUAAAGUCAGCACUGAAAACAACACUGAACUUUUGUCAACAAAAAGAAUCAAAUCAUUUAUGCUACAGUUAAUUUAGUAAUUGUUUGAGUACAAACUAAAAGCUUUCGUAACUUUUCACAAUAUCUAAUUACCAAAUUAAAAAAAUAAAAAUA
Hydra vulgaris (swiftwater hydra) is the source of this 1587-nucleotide messenger RNA. RefSeq names its product mitochondrial basic amino acids transporter. Gene Ontology annotation, molecular function: transmembrane transporter activity. The record is from RefSeq and is a predicted model, not a curated record. Gene Ontology annotation, cellular component: mitochondrion. Gene Ontology annotation, biological process: transmembrane transport. NCBI's taxonomy places the organism in Eukaryota, Metazoa, Cnidaria, Hydrozoa, Anthoathecata, Hydridae.